Messenger RNA from Branchiostoma floridae (Florida lancelet), 4634 nucleotides. Its product is annotated as circularly permutated Ras protein 1-like. The record is from RefSeq and is a predicted model, not a curated record. Gene Ontology annotation, biological process: endoplasmic reticulum to Golgi vesicle-mediated transport; intracellular protein transport; signal transduction. NCBI's taxonomy places the organism in Eukaryota, Metazoa, Chordata, Leptocardii, Amphioxiformes, Branchiostomatidae. Gene Ontology annotation, molecular function: GTPase activity; GTP binding; zinc ion binding. The transcript is spliced from 19 exons. The coding region runs from base 16 to 2910 and encodes 964 amino acids. Gene Ontology annotation, cellular component: COPII vesicle coat; plasma membrane.
GCCCUUAUUUUAAAUAUGACAUCAGAAAUAAUUGACCAAUCAGAGACCAGACCUUGGAUCCCCCUGACCAAUAGAAGAUCUCUUCCCAAAAUAGCUUCCGUGACGUCAGCUAUAAGUACACUGUGUGUUGGACACCACCAAACAAACCCGGAAGCGAAGACGAUCACAGUAGGACGCGGUAUAGACGUACAAGUUACCGCAUACACCGUCGGAAUGCAGUUCGGAAGUGAGUUCGUGUAUCUUCGGGAUCACCCGGACGAGAGUGAAGAGUCCGUAGACGAGGACGAAGAGGUCCGAGCUUUCUCCAAGCGCCGUAACAGCGGUCAGGAUGACGGGAAGACCUGCAUGUUGGACAUCCUGGAUACAGCUGGACAGGAGGAGUUCUCCGCCAUGAGGGACCAGUACAUGCGGACAGGGAAUGCCUAUAUCCUGAUAUUUGACGUGACGUCACGCGGCAGCCUGGAUCAGGCGGGAUCUAUCUACGAGUGGCUCCUGAAGAUCAAGGGUGCAGAUCACGUGCCGGCGGUGCUGUGUGGAAAUAAGAUCGACCUGUCCGCUAGUCGUCAGGUCACUGCCGAGGAGGGUCGCCAGGUGGCGCAGCGGCACGGUCUGCCGUAUCUAGAGACGUCCGCCAAGACGGGACAGAACGUGGAGGAGGCUUUUCACGAGGUCAUCCGACAGACCCAGAGGGACGGGAAGAACUACAAGCUUGCCAUGCUUGGCGCGGGGGGUGUCGGGAAGUCCAGCCUGUGUGUGCGCUUCGUGCAGGGAGACUUUGUUGAAGACUACGACCCGACUAUCGAGGACUCUUACCGCAAGUUGAUCACAGUUGACGACAUUCCACAGGACAAACUGCAGAAGAGAAAUGGAAAACCACAGAAAAAAGCCAAUUGUGCACUGCCUGUCGUAGGAAAGCCACGCCCAUCGCCAGCUGUGAGGACCAAGACGAAGACGAAGAAGAAGACGAAGAAGUCUUCCGGCGCUGUUCUGUCCGGUCUGGGGCUGUUCGGGCGUCUCUUGGGCGGGCGGAGCGCUAUGAGAGACAGCAGCGACAGCAGUGAGGAGGAACAGCAGCAGCGCAACGCUGACAGCAGUGACAGCUCUGACGGCAGCAGCAGCGAGGAGGAACAGCAGCAGCUGGAAAACAGCCUGGCAGACACAGAAACUGGAGCUGCCAAGCGUCAGAAGAAGAUCGUGAAGCGCAAGAAGGCCGACGGUAAUGUUGUAUUAGUGAGCCUCAGCUGUCUGGAAAACGAGACCACUGUAAUGCCAAGAGCGCCACCUAGCUGUGCCGAGUGUAACGCAGUCUUGUCGCACCUGUCGAAAAUCAGCAACGGGGAGAACGGACAACCAGGCGGAUGGCACUGUCACUUUUGCAACACGAGAAAUGAUGGGAUCGAGGAGAAAGACAUUCCGACUGACGGGACGGUAGAAUACGUCCUGGCACCGGCUGACACCCCGACAGACGACCCGAGCGGCGCGAGUCCGGGGGUGAUCCCGGGGGCCCAGGGGGUGGUGGUGCUGUGUGUGGACGUCAGCGGGUCCAUGGGGGUCACCACCAGGGUACCGCAACUGCAAGCCGAGUGGAAGGCCAUGAGGGACAAGAAGGCGGGGAAGGAGUACGUCACGCGCCUGGAGUGUAUGACAGCCGCCAUUGCCAGGCACCUAGAAAGGUUGGAACUGGACACCCCUGACAGGCAGGUUGCCAUAGUAACGUUUCAAAGCCAUGUCCAGCUGUUUGGAGACGGGCGCUAUCCACCAACCGACGUCACCGGAGACACACUCAACAGCUAUGACGGACUCAUCAGUACCGGGCGACAUCUAGCGGAGAAGUUUGAACUGCAGCCGAUUAAAGAUUCACUGGCCACACUGAAAGAAAAGGUGUGUGACCUGAGCGCAGGCGGUACGACAGCCCUGGGGCCGGCCCUGGCCGUGUGUGCGGGGGUGGUGGCCGACAAGCCGCGCUCGGAGAUCAUUCUCUGCACGGACGGUGCCGCAAACGUCGGAGUCGGAGACGUCAAGAAGGAUCCUGGCUUUUACAAAAAGAUUGGCGACUUUGCCAGAAGUCACAAGAUUGUCAUCUCCAUCAUCGGCAUCGAGGGCGAGAACGUCGCACUGGAGCAGGUCAGCGCGGCAGCAGCGACCUCUGGCGGAACAGUGAACAUCCUGCACCCGCUGGAACUGGUGCGUCAGAUCAGGCAGAUCGCACAGAACAACCUGGUGGCCACGGACGUGCGCGUCACGCUCAUGGUCCACCCCGCUCUGCUGGUGGAGAGGAACGAUCAGGAGAGGAAGGACGGCGAGGUGUCUCAUCGGAUUGAAGUGGACGUAGGGAACGCCACCAAGUCAACUGACAUGACCUUCAGCAUCCGCCAGAGGGCGUCCAAUAUCGACACAAACAUGGCGGCCUUCCCAGCGCAGGCGCAGAUUAGCUUUACUCGUAAAGAUGGUGCCAGGUGUCUUAGAGUCAUCACCAUGGAAACAAAGGCAACCCAAAACAGAGAAGACAUGGAAAAGAACCUGAACAUUGCCGUGACCGGUCUCGCUGCUGUCCAGAAGACUUCCGCUCUUGCCGAGGGCGGUAAAAACGAUCACGCUAAGGUGCACCUUCAAAACGUGGAGCGCCUCCUUGCGAGAGGAAGUGUUGGUGACAGUCAGAAGGAGGAACACUACAUCUUCCUUGAAGAAAACCGGGAAUUAGCCAAGGAACUCAGCGAACCGCGAAGGGGUCCCCAGACUGGUGCAAGUGCUGAUCAGAGGUUCAAGAACCUUUACAAGAAGAAACACGCUAGCGUGGAACAGUUUCUUGGCGGUAAGAAGAAAGGCAAAGCCGUGAAGGGGAGGAUCACAGACAAGAAACUCAACCAGCAGUACUAUGACUACGAGUACCAACCGGAGGAGGAGGAGUAGCAAGUAGCGUUGGGUACCGGUACGGGGGUACAAAACCGGCUUUUCUUUCUGGACCGGUCUGGAAAAACCGGACCUGAAAAAAAUCGAUUGAACCUAUUAGAAAAUGAACAGAUUAUAUUAUCAGUAAUUCAAAUCUUUGGGGGCUUAUAGGUCGAAGAUUGAAGUAAAGUUAUAAUCAUUUCUACCAAGGAGCUUUGAUGAAAACUCCAAGUUUCUACUAAGUUUUAAAGUCAAUCGUAUAAAGAUUUCAAAACGCCGAAGGGAGUCAAAUACUCCACCAAACAUAUUGCUUUGCAGCGAAAUGGUCUAUUGUUUUGAGUAUCGUCUAUUCACAUGUUUUCACAUACUGAAUCAGUUCCAGGUUCAGGUCCGGACCUGGACCUGAUCCUAUGGACCUAAACCGGACCUGGACCUGAAUCUUCUGUACCGGUAUCCACCACUAGUAGCAAGCACAUCGGAGAAUAAGUCCUUUCAUCAUGAAGCAAGAUGAAUCUUACUUAGUUGUUAUUACUCCGUAUUGACCACUUUUGUCUGAGGGUUGUAUGUUCAGAGUGACGGGUAGUAAAUAAAGUGAUAGUAAUUAACGAUGUUCUGAAAGUCCGUCUGUGGUGGAUAAUGGCAUCAUGAAAGGUGACUUAUCUUUGUUUAAAACCCCUGUCUUGGUGAACGGGAUGCACGUGUAUCAUGCCUGUAUGCAGGUCCAGUACCUUUACGGGUUGUGGGCAAUGCUCAGUUAUAUCUGUAUUUGUAUCUAGAUCUAAAGAGCCGGUAUAACCGCCCUUCGGUGUAAGACACCAGCUUCGCAGGCACGCGGUGCGGCAGCAGCUGAUUAUAUUACACUGAAAGACCCAUCACACCUAACUGUUGCACAUCUAUCUGCAAGCGUUCUUUAGAACUACUCAUAGAAGAUGCCCAUACUCUGCUUGGUGAUAACAAAUUCCACUCUACGAUAGUUCUGGGAAAGUAUGAAUUUCUUGAACACAUCAAUCCUAGGUUGGUAACUCUGGUACUUGAAGCCGAAGGCAUGACUGUUUCUUGUUCUUUUUUGAGUUGCUAUCUGGCAUACCGCAGCAAACAGCGUAGACUGGGGAAGUCAAUCUGCAGCAGCAGUACAGAAUAGGUCAAAGUUUACUGAUCUGCUUAAUAAGGCAGCUUAGGGGGUUAAGUUGGAAAAGAAAUAUCCUCAACAACAGGACAAGGGUUAUAUCUGGGUUUGGUAAGUCCCUGUCUAUUAGAAGUGAUAACAUAAAUCUACGUGUUCUAGCAAUGUUAUCAUUUACAGAAUGUACUUACAUUCUAUUUGUUUUUUAUCAACUGUAUGUAGUAGAGGUACCGGUGCGCUUGUUUUCCUGAACAAAGGCCUAUAACCUAACACAUGCCCUAAGGUGUUUUAGAUUAUACAGGAUUUAGUUCACAUAUGUGUCAGAUUGAUAUAAGAUAAUGACUAUAUGAUAAAACGCUUCGCUCACUUGGUGGUUGAUUCGGUGGUUAUAGGACCCAACCAUGCCUUAUGACAUCUAUGAAAUAAGUAUGACAAGAUGCUGUUGCAGAAUUCAGCGUUAUAAUACCUUAUAUUAUAGUGGUGCCAGGUAAUAAACUAUGAAAAGCUUUGUAACCUAUCCACACUGACAACAAGACUUUGGAACAAUACACAAACAAUUGAAAUAGUAUCAAAACAUUUUAUUUGUACCAUUAGUACCUCGUAUUAAACAAAAUAUAACCUA